This is a messenger RNA of Branchiostoma floridae (Florida lancelet), 1819 nucleotides long. Its product is annotated as coiled-coil domain-containing protein 89-like. The record is from RefSeq and is a predicted model, not a curated record. The coding region runs from base 163 to 1311 and encodes 382 amino acids. The transcript has 8 exons. NCBI's taxonomy places the organism in Eukaryota, Metazoa, Chordata, Leptocardii, Amphioxiformes, Branchiostomatidae.
CACAAAUUCGUAGGAGCGAGCACAAAGGACGCCCACUCCUGCAGUUCGCAGGUGUCCCGUCAGAGGCGUAGGCUGUUGCUAAGCAACCGACGCGCGGUGGUGUAAACUUCCUGUCCGCGCGGUGGCUGACGGGAUAUAUUUUUCAUCAACAAGUGGUUCAAAAUGGCUUCCUCGAUGAGAACCCCGAGGGACCUGAAAGUUAUGAUCGAACAGAGCCACCAGGAAUGGGGCACAUCUUACAAACUCACGUGGGAACAGAUUGGAGAUGGAGAGACUGCUCCUCCGCUGACUUCCUCAAGCUCCCCAUCUGUCACAAACUCAGACAAAAACUCGGACAAAAAGGGUAAAAACAAUGAGAUCGUGCAAAACCUACUCGGCUUUGCAAACGCGGACAUGUCAGAGAAUGCCAUGUUACGUUCUCGCAUUGACGAACAGUCAGAACUCAUCUGUAUCCUGAAAAGACGUUCGGAUGAGCACCUUGCGAGUGUCCAAACGCUGGAGAGAGUAAACGCGGAGUUGAGAAAAUUCCGAGACGAAGCAGCCGAACAACUAGAACAGGAGAUUAGGAAGUUCAACAUUCUGGACGAGCGGUUUCAUGAGCUGGCCUCAAACCACGAAGAAAUGAUCAAGUUCAAGGAUGAAUACAAACGACAGAACGAGAAACUGAGAAAGGAGAACGAAAGACUGCGAGAUGAGAAUGCGAGGUUGUUCAACAAAGCGGUGGAGGAAAGAGACCAGAGGAUAGCAGCACUGGAGGAACAGGUGGCCAGUCUGAACAGACAGAGGAGCAAAAUGGAGGAGAAAUGCAACUCUUUAACACAAGAACUCCAACAGCAGGAAAAGGCACACAACUCCCGACUGUCAGCUCUAGAGGAACAACUCAGACAGGCACAGGCUAAAAUCAGUGAACUUCAGUCAGAGCUUUCGUCUGUCAAGCAUGAAAGACAAACUGUGAGUAAAGAAGUGGAGGAACGUCUCAGGGCGUUGAGUAAGGAGCGAGACGAACUACUGGACCUGUCCAUGCAGAGGGGGAAAAUCAUCCAGGAAAAGCAGAAAGAGGCAGAAAAGUUCCAGCAGAAAAUAGAUGAAGCAGAAAAGGCAAAACAAGCAGCACUUGCCAGAUUUGAGAGAGAGGCUGCUGCAGUUGAUGCCAACCUUCAGGUGCAGAAGUUGAGGCAGGAGCUGGGAGAGGCUCAGGACAGGGUGGAGACUAUGGUUAAAGAGUUUGGUGCCUACAAAAAGCACACCAACAGUCUUCUGACAAAAGAGAAGGAGCUGAAUGCUAGACUGAGACAUCUGGUGGGGACGUAGGGUGUCGGAACAACAUCGUGUGAGAAAAGGAACAUUUGGGGAGUAAUUUCAACAGUGAUGCAGUUCAAAUUGCAAACACAGCUAAGAGUUUUGAGAUGCUGGCAUCUCAAUCCUCAUACAAAACCAUAUCAACUUUUCUGGAAGGACUACAAGAAAGGCCAUGAUACUGAACACAUAAUAAACCUGUCACUGGUCAGUUUUACUAGGUGGUUUGCAAAACAGUUCAUGAUCUUUUCAAACUUCCAUGCAUUUUUUCUGACUUUCUACUCAUAUCCAAAAUGUAUGUUUUUUUUAAUGUAAUAAUGAAUGUAACAUGUUGUAUUUUAAGAAUUAAAGAAUUCAUGAUCAAACAUAUCAUCUAUGUUGACCACUGUAAAAUGUAUUCAAAGACUAUGUUAUAUGCUUGAAUGUACAUAUCUGAUAAAUCAGUAUUUCAACUACCAAACAUAUCAGUUUCACAGUAAAUGUAAAUUUUGUUGUAUUAAAAACUGAAGCACUGACUUGUAAA